This is a messenger RNA of Pecten maximus, 1839 nucleotides long. RefSeq lists its product as uncharacterized. Lineage: Eukaryota; Metazoa; Mollusca; Bivalvia; Pectinida; Pectinidae. The transcript is spliced from 2 exons. Gene Ontology annotation, molecular function: protein binding. The coding region runs from base 289 to 1812 and encodes 507 amino acids. The record is from RefSeq and is a predicted model, not a curated record.
CACUACAGGAAAACAGUGUACACGAGGGUCUCCCUAUAGUACAAUACCGUAUAUUUACUUCCUUAUCCACUUACAACAAAGUGAGCUUUCAGUUUGCUCAUAACCCAGUUUCGUUUUCCCUGUAGCACUUAUGCAAACAAUCGUCGGACAGUUGACGUAAAAAAAACCUGCUUAAUUUCCGUAUGAGUGCGACAGGAAAACCCAUACGCGUGUUUUAGAUCAGGAUUUAAGAAACGUAGCUGACAUCAAACAGCAGUUUUUAGCAUUGUACUCUCAGUUUCAGUGGAAAUGGACGAGGUAGAAACAUGCCUUCCCGACAAAAUACAGUCACGUGACCCCACUGCUGACGACGACGACGACGACGACGACGAUGAUGAUACCGCCAACGCACCAGACAUUGUGAAUUGUCGGAUAGAUGCCUACAGCAAUGUAUUGUUUGAUGAACUUGCUUCUUUGUGGGAAAGAAAAAUGUUUUGUGACGUAACGUUUGAAGUAAACUCCAGCAGCUACAAAUGUCACCGCAUUGUGCUAGCCUCGAUUUCAACUUACUUCCGGCGGAUAUUUCGCCAGACCAGAAGACAUGUUUUUCGGAUACGUAAUAUCAGGAACAAAAUUUUUGAAGACAUUCUGAAAUUUGCAUACACCGGAAGUAUCGCGAUUACGUACUCAAACGUUUUCGAGGUCAUUUUUGUUUGUAGCUUUCUAGAAAUACCAUCACUGAUUGUGGUGUGUGUUGAAUGUGCUGGUUGGCAUAUUGAUGCACAGAAUUGUUUUGAGGUCAUGACCUUUGCAAAUUUGAUAGGAAUUCAAACAUUAUAUGAAAAAGCAAUGGAAUUUGUAAUUCGAAAUCAAGACAAACUCUUCAUCAAAUCCGAAAUAUGCAUGAACUCUGUUGAGUCUGUUUUGGAUUUUUUCAACAACAGAACUCAACUAAUGACAAGAAAUGGACUUCCCAUUUCGUUGAUAUUGCACGAGACUUACUUUCUCAAAUUUUUAAAGAAUUUUACGUCUGGUUCCAACACAAACGAAUUAUUUGCAGAGCUAAUCAAGUCUGUCAACCUUCCUGUUCUUCCAGCCACACAAUGGAAAUCCAUCCUUCGUCCCCAUGAACAGCUUUUAGGUAACGCGCUGGUCCAAUAUCUGUUGGAACUCUCCGACAUGCAUCGUCAAGGAAGACGUCAUGAGCACUCACCUCCGCUCUGGGACACUGUUCCGAGGGUGAAAUGGAGUAUUGUCAUGGAUAAACCUACGAAACACGCAGUUACUGAAACCCAGUGUCCCAAAUGCAGUCAUUUCAACGACGAGCUCCUUACUGAUCCUUCCGUUUUGGUGACCGUGAUCAAACUUUACUUCCGGCCGUGGUGGAAUACAACGGAAGAAAAGACCGACGUUCUUGGAGGUAUGAAGCUGAUCUAUGACAAUGAUCUCGAAAUAUGUCACGGCUUGAACCCAAAUCAAACCAGAUUAAAGCAAUCGAUUAAAACUUAUACUGUUAAACUUAACAGAGGGGAACUCAUUGACGCCAUCGACUUGACGUUCGGGUGGUGUAUCAAUAAACUUACCUUUUACACCAGCGAAGGGCGACAACUCGGGCCGUAUGGUGGAGUGGGUGGAGAUGUACACAGUUAUAAAGCACCAACUGAUGGUCAAUUUGGUCAUUUUCAUUGUUUCCGUGGCAACGUGGUGAUGACCUAUCACAUGCAAGCCAUCGCUAACCUACAGAUAGGCUGGGCUUGUUUUCACACAAAUCAAGGACAACCAAAUGGCCCAGAGAGGCUCCCAAGCCUAACAGAAGAGCUCGAUGACAAAUAACUCCUCCUCCUCCUCCUCCUCCUCCUC